GUCGUCGUCGCCGUCGUCUUUCACAUUCAUCCGGAUGUUUUGAUUGUCCCAAAGUUCCUAGCGCCACGCCUCCUCCGCCCCGACUGGAAUUAUCAUUAUGGCUGCGGUUUGUCCUGUACUCUCCUGCAGGAGCACCACACAGGACGACGACACUCUAUGUAUGGCCCCGUGCCAGACACGACGACCUAUCGCGUCGUCGACGUCGUCGUCGGUCGCCCGUCGAUAGGCCUUUGAACCAGAGCAGAGUGAAAAGAAAAAUCGAGACAAGUGCCUGGGUUAGGGGUCGACGCAUAGGCGUGAACUAUAGGAGGUAGAAUAUUUAAAGUUCUGUUCUGGGACCAGUGGAAAGCAUUCGUAACUUGGCUCUCGAAGAAAUAACAUCAGAAAUUGUGUGCUUGAGCAAUUGAGCUGGAGUAUUAGCAGAAAACUUGUGUGAACGAUUUGUGGUGAAAGUGUGAAAUUAUAGAAGCAGUAGCAAACAUGUGUGCCAAGAUUUUAGUAAUGUUUGCCUUUUGCGCAAUUUUGGACUAUUCAGUGGGAUCUGUUAUUCGUGAGAAAGUGCAGAAAAAAGAAGAUUUCAGUACAGCUUUCAAGAUCCUGUCGGCGUAUCGUGAACGACUGCAGAUUGAAGGACUAUACCCCAAAACUAAAACUACAGACAUUGCACCGUUCAGCGCUCACAACUUCGAUGAGCUUGAAGUUCUCCAGCUUAUCCCAGUGACAAUCAAACAGCUCCGGCAUCAUAAGCUGAGCAACGAAGAACAGAUCGCUCUGCAGAAAAUCUUCGGCAGCUUUUGGGAUCUGAUCGAAGAAGACGCCCACCGAAAACGUUCGGAACCGCGAAACGAUCUCCUGUCGGAUCUGUUGAGUUCCCGCGAGAUUCGCUUUGGAAAACAGGCAAUUCGUGGACAUCUAAAAAAUGACAUCAAAGGCAACACGGUGCAGAUGGUGUACAACCCGGACGCCUCCGGAACCAUCAAAUUCUCCGACGACCCCUCCACCGAACCCUCCCAGAGACUACUUCGAAUGAUAGCCGCGAUCUGCCAACAAGUCUACAAGGAACGUCCUGCGCAGAGAACACGCAACAAGCGAUCGGACUCGAUCAAUCUGGAGAACGUCAAAGUAACCAUCAAAGUUCCUCGCACGAAGCGAUCGUUGUAUUCGGCAGCGACCGCGAUCAAGAAAGCACAUGGCCUGACCGCGGAGGAGCAAAGGCGAGUCGACGAAGCAAACGAGGCGGCAAUUAUGGCAGCCGUCCUAGCGCAGAUAGGAAAUAACGGACUAGACCACGAAGACGAUGACAAUGACGACGAGUACGAUGACGAUUACUAUGAAGACGACGAUGGCGACUACCUGUUGGAGCACACUCCGUCUAGCGAAGCCGUUACCGAUCAGGUGUCGACAAAAGAAGCCGAGCCAGCGAAACGGCUGUCUGCUUCUAGUAAUGCAUUGGGGGAGGAGCGUUCGCCGGACUAUGCGUACGAUGAAAGUGAAGUUGAUGACGAUUACUAUUUGCGCGAUUUCAAGCCCAGGAUCAAUCCGGGAGAUUUUGAGAAUGCGUCGGUAAAUGAAUUGAUCAUGCUGGCGAUGCGGCAUCACGCAAGGAAGCAGAGUGAGCUAGGAUAG
Molecule: messenger RNA, 1626 nt
Organism: Aedes albopictus (Asian tiger mosquito)
Lineage: Eukaryota; Metazoa; Arthropoda; Insecta; Diptera; Culicidae
Exons: 2
Coding region: 481-1626 (381 amino acids)
Source: RefSeq, a predicted model, not a curated record